Molecule: messenger RNA, 1887 nt
Organism: Cladophialophora psammophila CBS 110553
Lineage: Eukaryota; Fungi; Ascomycota; Eurotiomycetes; Chaetothyriales; Herpotrichiellaceae
Exons: 2
Coding region: 1-1887 (628 amino acids)
Source: RefSeq, a predicted model, not a curated record
AUGAGUUUGGACAAUUGGGCAUGGGAAUUGUCAGCAGCCCUGCUAUGUAUCUGCAUUCUCUCUGCAAUUGCCGCCAUUCUAUUUGUAUAUGACAACCGGCCUGUUCCAGAUCUACCAGAUGGGUUGACGAUCAACGCAAUCGUGUCUCUUCUCGCGGGCUUUGCAAAGGCUGCCCUGCUGGCAGUAUUGGCGUCCGCUAUACGUCAAGAGAAGUGGCUUUGGUUCAUUGGAAAACCACGGCCACUCAACACCGUCGACGCUUUCGAAGAGGCCAGCCGCGGCCCGUACGGUUCUGUUCUACUCAUCCUGAGUCGCCGAGGCAGUCUCCGAGCUCUGCUCGCCGCAUCGGUCACCGUCCUGGCUCUGGGCUUUGAACCUUUUCUUCAACAAGUUCUGAACACGGUAGUUCGCGACACCGCUAUUUCCUCCCAACCUGCCUCGAUCCGUACUCCGACUUCAUACAAUGAAUCAGUGAUUGGAAAUCUGGGUGGCUCGGGCUUGUCAUUGAGCGCUUUGAUCGGAGCAUUUGGUGGGGCAGCAGGGGCAAUCCCAAAUCCCAUUUGCCCCAGUGGAAAUUGCACAUGGCCGGCGUACAACACUCUUGCAAUGUGCACUAUGUGUAAAGACAUGACGGACAAGGUCAAACUCGGCGGAGACGUAUACAAGAUCAACUUGACCUCCCAUUUUGAGCAGUUCUCUCAAAGCAAUCGAACGUCGUCCUCCACCACUUGGACGCCAACCUAUUCGUUCCCACACGGCAAUGCCGUUGAUGUCUCCGUAUCCCUUGACCUGUCGUUGGCGAGCGCCGUGCAGUGGUUCGUGAGCUAUCCCCGCCGCGUGGUGUGGCCACUGAAUAUCGACCCUGCGCCCGACAGUCACUGGGGCAAGAGCUGGGACAACAAGUCAUAUGCUGGGAUCGCUUCUCCUCUAUUUGCCAUGGGCUACCUGGAUAUCAACACAACCUCCUCUUUCGACCAGCUGGUGGUCCAAGGUGCCACAGAAUGUGCUUUUACACCGUGUGUGCGGACAAUGGACACGGCCGUUCGCUCCGGCACGACCAUUUCCAACGCAGCAGCCACAGACUACGGCGCCAUCAUCAUCAAUCAGAAUCAACCCGAUGGUCGCAUUCUGACAGGCUGGAACACAGAAGUGAACGGCACCAAUUAUUUCGCCUAUGACGCCGGCAAUGACGACGCUCAGGGUCGGGCAUUCUUGCUUAUCCAAGCCCUCCGGAUCGCCCUCGAGGGAAAUACGACUUACAGUUACGGAGGUUACUGGUACUCAGACCCCGCUCAGCAAGGAGACAUCUUCAAUUUCUCCUCGACCGGCUUCAGCCAAGUCUCUGGGCCUUGGAGCUCUGCGGGUCAGCAGGCAAUCGACGGAAACGGGAAUUUUAGCGACAUCGUUGAUGGCGUCGGGCGAGCACUGACGGGUCGCUUCCAGCAGCUGCAAGACAGCGUCGCCACUGGCACAACUCUCCACAGCGAGGCGGUGAUCGUAGUACGCUGGCAAUGGAUCAGUUAUCCGCUGGCCCUCGUCGUUCUCGGGCUGGCAGGGCUCGUGCUGACGAUUAUCUCCACGCAUCGCAACGGCAUGGCGGUGUGGAAGGAGUCGACACUCCCUCUCCUCUUCCGCUAUACAGCACCGGCGGUCGAACUACGACAACCCCACAGCACUCCUCCCGGCGGACAGGGUCGGCCUAGCACGACCUUCUCAUUUUCAAACACUAUCCCCGGCGCCCCCAAUUCGAACAAGGUCAGUUCGAUCGUGACGCAGGCCUCGGGGGAGCAAGUGCAGCUGCGUCGUCGCGAUUCGUUCUGGGUCCUGGACUCGGAUCCCAGGAGCGGUAGCAGUUACAAGGGACAUUUGGCGCAACAGCCGAUAUGA